Messenger RNA from Dicentrarchus labrax (European seabass), 5273 nucleotides. RefSeq names its product EF-hand domain family, member D1 (gene efhd1). The transcript has 4 exons. The coding region runs from base 92 to 799 and encodes 235 amino acids. The record is from RefSeq and is a predicted model, not a curated record. Lineage: Eukaryota; Metazoa; Chordata; Actinopteri; Moronidae. Gene Ontology annotation, molecular function: calcium ion binding.
CGGGUCGCAUGCAGUUUGACAGUGGUACUCAAAGCGGUUGUCCGGCUCCAUUCUCUCCGACAGCCUCAGUAAGCAGCGUUGCAUCCUCGGCAUGGCAUCCGACGAGCUAGCUAGGAAGCUGCAGUCGCGGCUGGUCGCCGCGCAGGAGGCUGAGCCGAGACCGGAGCCUGAACGGAGCCCGGUCCGACCCAAACCGCCACCACAGGAGCCUGAGGAAGCCUGCGGCGACUCGUCCUCUGAGCUGUCUGCCAAACUCACUCGCAGGCUGGACAUCAAUGAGGGCAACGCUGCCCCGCGACCGACCCGCGUCUUCAACCCCUACACUGAGUUCAAGGAGUUCUCCCGCAAACAGAUUAAGGACAUGGAAACGAUGUUCAAACGAUAUGACACCGGUAAAGACGGCUUCAUCGACCUGAUGGAGCUUAAGCUGAUGAUGGAGAAGCUGGGAGCUCCACAGACCCACCUGGGCCUCAAGAACAUGAUCAAGGAGGUGGAUGAAGACUUUGAUGGCAAACUGAGCUUCAGAGAGUUCCUGCUGAUCUUCCGGAGGGCAGCGGCUGGAGAGUUGCAGGAGGAGAGUGGUUUGCUGGCUCUUGCCAGGUUGUCUGAGAUCAACGUCUCCACUGAGGGAGUGAUGGGGGCCAAAGACUUCUUUGAAGCCAAGAUGCAGGCUGCGUCUCAGGGCAGCAAGUUCGAGGCUGAGAUUCGAGAGGAAAAAGAAGAACGCAAGAGACAGGAAGUGGAGAAAAAACAGAGGCAAGCCGCCUUCAAACAGCUGCAGUCCACCUUCUGCUCAUGACCGGCCAUGGGAGGCAGAUAACAGUCCUUCAUGCUCCACUUGUAUUUUAACUAAUACCAUCUCUCAGUAUUUGGUACUUUUUAACUAAAAUAGAAAGAAUAGCCACUAAAAUUCUUGAAAGUUGAUAACACGUCACAGGCAUUAUUUAUUCAUACCAGGCUUCCUGCAACUGUUAUUCAGAAAACAAUAAGGCAAAAACACCACUUCUCAAAUUGCUGGAAAUAUCAUAUUUAUUGUGCAUUUCUGUGGAUGGUUUUCUUUGUAUUCGUCUGUACAAGAACUGGAAGUUUUCACCUUAAGAGAAUGUUAACUUGUUUAGGCUAAGUGAAGCUGUUUUCAGUAUGUUUAAGCGUUUUUAAUUACACAUUACACUUUAGUCAUGGUUUGUGUCAUAUGUUUCAUUCUCACCUUGUUAACACUGUUACAAUGAGUAAUUAAAUAACUAUCAGUAUAGUAUAAUAAUAGGAAGUAUCAACAUCAUAUAGCGUGGCCUUAUGCAACUUUGGCCACUGAUCUUGAUUCUGAUCUGACAUUGAUCAGGAUGUGGUUAGCCUAGCCUAGCAUCUAAAGAUCACUAAAAUGUUGUAUCUUGUUUGUUUUAUCCGUACAUAAACAUGGUUUUUAAAACAACAAUGAAAUACACAUUUCUAUUAUAAAUGAUCAAGAUUGGAUUGGCAGGAAAUUGGCCAUAACUCAUUAACCGUUUGUCCAAUCAGCCAAAGAGGCUGAUGGUGGCACACAGAAAUAAACUGGCUGACAUGACUUUGCCCGGCAUUGUGAAACUAUAAAUUUGGCCCUGUGCUGCUUCCUUCUGUUGAGUACCGAAAGGUUUGAAACCGCUUAAUGCCACCUGUGUCUAUAUUCAUAUGUAAACUAAUGGACAGAAAAAACAGAACAGACAUGAUACUGGUAUCAAUCUCACUCUCAGAAAAAAAGUUUAUCAAUGUAUUUCCCUAAAUGUUAAACCUAGCAAGAGCAGACUGCUUCCAUUAAAGCAUGCUUACCUUUUACACCAGGGUUCGUCAACCUUGGCUUGUGAUUCUAUUUUUAGGAUCUAAAUUCUCAUGACCCCAGCAUUUAGACAGUGGAUAAGUUUUCAUGUGAGUUUUAGUAUGGUGUAGUUUAAUGAGCAUGCAAUGCAUGCAAUGCAAAUGUAUAAUAUAAGCUAGGGAUUCUAAUAGAUUUUACAUCAAUUUAGCUUAUGUUCCAUGUGAAAUAGAACAAUAUUAGAAAUCUCCUGGGACCGUUUAUGCAUAGCAAGUGAGUGGGGACUUGCAAGGGACAACAGAAAAAACAGUAUCCCACAAAGCAAUGCUUGAUAUCAACUUUGAUUAGACCUUCCUUCCUUAGUAAAUGCCUGGAUCGUUAAAUCUCCACAGCCCCAGUUUGUAACACAUGCUGACAAAGCCCCCUCCAGACCCUCAGAUGUUGUACAACUGUUUUCACAUGCUAAUAGGAUAGUACCAAACUAAUGUUGCUGUGUAAAAUCAAUGGAGUGCCCCAUUAAUGUGCUCACUCAGUCAUUCAUAUGCAUACUGUGUGCUUAAUCUGCCCACUUUCCACUCCAGUUCUCAUCUGUGACUCAGAACUUUUACCAUUUGAGCUUAUGUAAGCAUUAUGUAUCGCUUUAAAGUUGACAUUUUAAUACUGAAAGCAUCAGAACCACUGACCACUGUCUACAUAUAGUGAUGUGUAUAUAUAUAUAUAUAUAUAUAUAUAUAUAUAUAUAAUGAAGCGUUUUGCCUGAAUUUGGACCAUUCCGAUUAUCUCAGUCUGUUACAAUGUACUGAUCACCUGUACAGGCUUUAUUCUUUCCUUGAAAAGGGAUUCAGCUGUGGAUUACUAUCAGUCACAGCAUGCCACAAACUAAGACAUGUAGCAAUUCCCUGAAGGAGCAGGUCUUAGUGAGAGAACAACACAGACUGAGACCAGAACCAACUACAAAAUGCAGUUAGUUUCUCCCUAAGGUGUCAGUCCAGCUGCCCACUCAAUACAUCUCCAAGUGAGGAAGAUAAGAGACAUGCAUAUUUCUUUAUGAUGUAGUCUCAGGAAUCUCUGAUAUCUGUUCAACUUCUUUUUACAAUAAUGAAAAGCACAGGGUGGGGUGUGCUACAGACUCUACGUUGAACCACCCCUGCCACUGAGCCAUAUAGCUCAGUAUAUAGAGUGCAGCAGACUAUUUUUGUAGUCUAACCCAGAAGUUGGCAUUGCCCUGGUUCCUUCAACAAAAAGUCAAUAGGAUUUUUCCAUCGGAUUUUGGAUUAUUGCAAAAAAUAAACUGUGUUGCAAAGUUUAUGAUACUUACAUGUUUUGAUCAGCAACAUAAUCUCUGCAAAUGAACACCACUUUUAUGAGUUUUGAAGUGUAGAUGCAGUCGCCAAAAGUAAACAGCUAACGCUAAGGAUAUAAACAAACUACUCCACAACAAACUACGGUCGCAUGACUACAGUGUCACCACCACUAACAUUCCAACUUGUAAUUAAAUCUUGUAAUUUAAAUGUACAAGUUGUAAAAUUUGAGUUAGAAUAGUUUGCAAGAACGCAAGUAUAAACAUAAGGCUGUAAGGGCAGACUAGUGAUAAGUCUGUUUGUCUGAAAUGUCACCAACAACCUCUGUAGUCUCAUUUAGCCAUUUGUUAGCAACCACCUUUUUUAAGAGACAAAAGCUUCAAAAUUCACAGGUGGAGUAUUUUAUGUCAUGGAAAAAAACUAUAUGAAAAUCUUUUAAGCUUGUAUUAACCACAGACCUUAUUUUAGGCCAUUCAAAAACCCCAUUGACUGUGAGGAGAGGGAACUAGAGGGGCUAAAAUGUUGAUGCUAAUGCUAAGGUUCUGGGUUUUUGGCAUGAUUCUUGCAGCAUUCUAUUGUCUGCCAAGUCUAAUUUGACUAUGUGUGGUUUGUACAAAGACAGCAAGAGCUCAGCAUGCACUAGGUUUUAUAUCGGUAGCUUUGCUAUGCAGCUAUGUGUUUAACAUUAAGAAAGAAAGAGGACUGUAACAGCUAGUCUGGCUCUAAAAACAAUACACCUACCAACAACUCUAAAACUCACUCAAAAACCCCACAAAACACAUUUUGUGGGGUUAGGGGAGUUAUGUACAGAAACUGUGGGGUUCAGUGACUGUACACAGACAGAGACAGGGUCUUAUUGUCACAGUGAGUUGUACCAUAGUGCCUGUGAGAUCAAAUCCAAAACCUGUUAGCACAGACUGACCAACAGGGACACUGGGCAGAUGGGUAAAUAAUUGUUAAUAAAAAAAAUGUCCAGCUUGUAACCGCCCCUAAAACAAAAAAUCGUAGUCCUACAGACGCGUUGGCAGGUAUAUCCUUGAAAUUCAGACUGAGCCAGGCCAGCUGUUCCCCCUUGCUUCCAGUCUGUAUGCUAAGCUAGACUAAUCAUGUCCUGACUCCAGCUCUAUAUUAAGAAAGUGUUUUUUUCCCAAGAUUUUGAACUAUUUGUUUAAAAUUAAUUUUAAAACAUCCUUUCAAAUAGCAGUGGAUCACAGACAGUCAGCAGUAGCUCUGGUUGAGCCCGAAGUAGAGGAUGAUUUACUGAGAAUGUGAGAAAGCCUAUACAUCACUCUGGGUGCUGUUUUUUUUUCCUUUUCUUGAAAUUGGUGUGCAAUGUUACUACAUUUUAGAAGGACAGUGCCACAAUAUGGCAAACCCAAAAAUGUUUUUGAAGAUGGCAUAUCCAUAGGGUUGUAGUGGUAUAACGCUACUAUGGUAUACCGUAUUAUGAAAAUUGAUGGUUAUCAUACAGUGUACAUUUGCUUAUCUACGGUAUUGAAUUCUACCGUAUUAGUGUUAUUAAAAAAAUUAUAAUAAUGCAUAAAAUCUCCUAAUUCCCUUAAGGGUUACUGUAACUGAUAUAAUUGUGUAAUGCUGUUGUGAACAGUGAUAUUUUCUGAGACGGUUAUCAUAUUGUAAAAAUCUCAUACCACUGCAACCCUAGUCCACAACCUGCUCUAUCCUAUACCUGAUUGCUGCCUAUGUCAGAGUUUGUCAGCCUAAGGGACAGGGAUCCAUUGGGUUGAUAUACAGAGGUACUGUAUUGAUAAUAAAGAAGUAUAGUAAGAAAAGAAAGGAAAUAAUAUACAGCACAAUGAAAUAAAGUCAAGAGGGUAAAAAGUCUGAGAAAUCCUGACCGCAACAGUGUUUAUUGUUAAGUGCAGUUCAUGUAUCUGGCCCUUUAUUUACUCUGUAGUAGCGUAUUUAAGUUGUAGCAUGUUCGAGCUGUCAUAUAACAAAACAACCUUCUUUGGUAUUUGUUGUGGAAACUGACAAUGUAUUUUUACAUAAAUUAAAUAAUAUAUAUUGUUAUUUGUUUUAGCAGAGACCAAUAAGUUGCCAAAUAUAAAAUAGGUCGUGAAAUAUAUUUUUGGUCACUUGUAAAGAUAUUGUGUUGUAAUACUCCCUGUCAGAAUGAAAAAGUUUGACUUGAUUGCAAUAAAGGAUAAAUAACACUGAUAAUAAAA